AUGAUUAGAGCAACACAAAGUGAAUCACAAACUAAGUCUGCGUCUUCUGCGUCUUCUUCUACGUCCUCUGCGUCUUCUUCUGCGUCUUCUUCUGCGUCUUCUUCUGCGUCUUCUUCUGCGUCUUCUUCUGCGUCCUCUGCGUCUUCUUCUGCGUCUUCUUCUGCGUCCUCUGCGUCUUCUUCUGCAUCUUCUUCUGCAUCCUCUGUGUCUUCUGCUGCGUCUUCUUCUGCGUCUUCUUCUGCGUCCUCUGCAUCUUCUUCUGCGUCUUCUGCGUCUUCUGCGUCUUCUUAUACGUUCUCUGCGUCUUCUUCAGCGUCUUCUUCUGCGUCUUCUUCUGCGUCUUCUUCUGCGUCCUCUGCAUCUUCUUCAGUAUCCUCUGUGUCUUCUGCUGCGUCUUCUUCUGUGUCUUCUUCUGCGUCCUCUGCGUCUUCUUCUGCGUCCUCUGUGUCUUCUUCUGCGUCUUCUUCUGCGUCUUCUUCUGCGUCCUCUGUGUCUUCUUCUGCAUCUUCUUCUGCGUCUUCUUCUGCGUCUUCUUCUGCGUCCUCUGUGUCUUCUUCUGCGUCUUCUUCUGCGUCUUCUUCUGCGUCCUCUGCGUCUUCUUCUGCGUCUUCUUCUGCGUCUUCUUCUGCGUCCUCUGCAUCCUUUGAAUCUUCUGCGUCCUCUGUGUUUUCUUUUGCGUCAUCUGCGUCUUCUUCUGCGUCCUCUGCGUCUUCUUCUGCGUCCUCUGCGACUUCUUCUGCGUCUUCUUCUGCGUCUUCUUCUGCGUCCUCUGCGUCCUCUGCGUCUUCUUCUGCGUCUUCUUCUGCGUCCUCUGCGUCCUCUGCGUCUUCUUCUGCGUCUUCUUCUGCGUCCUCUGCGUCCUUUGCAUCUUCUGCGUCCUCUGUGUCUUCUUUUGCGUCAUCUGCGUCUUCUUCUGGGUCCUCUGCGUCCUUUGAAUCUUCUGCGUCCUCUGUGUCUUCUUUUGCGUCAUCUGCGUCUUCUUCUGCGUCUUAUUCUGCGUCCUCUGCGUCUUCUUCUGCGUCCUCUGCGUCCUUUGCAUCUUCUGCGUCCUCUGCGUCUUCUUCUGCGUCUUCUUCUGCGUCCUCUGCGUCCUUUGCAUCUUCUGCGUCCUCUGCGUCCUCUGCGUCUUCUUCUGCGUCUUCUUCUGCAUCCUCUGCGUCCUUUGCAUCUUCUGCAUCCUCUGCGUCUUCUUCUGCGUCUUCUUCUGCGUGCUCUGCGUUCUUUGCAUCUUCUGCGUCCUCUGCGUCUUUUUCUGCGUCUUUUUCUGAGUUGUGA
This is a messenger RNA of Cottoperca gobio, 1275 nucleotides long. Its product is annotated as platelet binding protein GspB-like. The transcript has a single exon. The record is from RefSeq and is a predicted model, not a curated record. Lineage: Eukaryota; Metazoa; Chordata; Actinopteri; Perciformes; Bovichtidae. The coding region runs from base 1 to 1275 and encodes 424 amino acids.